Wasmannia auropunctata (little fire ant) is the source of this 1691-nucleotide messenger RNA. Its product is annotated as cytochrome P450 9e2-like. Lineage: Eukaryota; Metazoa; Arthropoda; Insecta; Hymenoptera; Formicidae. Gene Ontology annotation, molecular function: monooxygenase activity; iron ion binding; heme binding. The annotation marks the transcript as partial. The record is from RefSeq and is a predicted model, not a curated record. The transcript has a single exon.
AAUAAAAAGGUGCGCACGCAAGUCGCGCAUGCGUAAUUGUGAAAAUCAACAUCGCAAGAGGGAGAGAUAUAUCGGACGUAGAUCUCUCUGUUCAACUUAUGGGCAGUCCCCUUCCAUGCACUAUAAGUUCUAUGGCCAUGGCCAGACCAACUGAUGUGUUAGUGAAUAAGUGAAUACGUGAAGGCCUGCCUUGACUCUGAGACUCUGACUAGAGGGAUUCUACGCACACAUAACGUUCUACGCAGUGUCCGACAAAGCAUCUCGAUCUUUGUGUAUUACUCUGUUAUAUCACGAUGGAUUCAUCAUUGCUUCUGUCGCCUUUUGUACUAUUAUUGAGUACUCUGAUCGUCAUCAGCGUUCUGAAAAUUAUCACUUUUCUGCAUUAUACAUAUUUUUACUGGAAAAAUAAGGACUUACCUUACCUGCCAAAUUCGCUAUCAUCUUUUCUUAUGGGUUGGAAAUUGGUUAUUGGUUACAUCUCUUUCCCUGAAUAUUUCCAAUAUUUGUACAACUACUUCCCUGACGCUAAAUACAUUGGAGCAGUGGAUUUCUUCAAGCCUGCCUUGAUUGUGCACGAUCCUGAGCUGAUUAAAGACAUCGUGGUAAAGGAUUUUGAACAUUUUCCGGAUCAUCGAAACUUCCUUGACGAAAAUGCAGAACCGUUGUUAAGCAAGACCGUCUUCGGUUUGCGUGGAGAUCGCUGGAGAGAAAUGAGGAAUACCUUAAGCCCCUCUUUUACAGCCAACAAAAUGAAGUUUAUGUUUGAUUUGCUAUCAAAAUGUUCUCACGAUUUUGUCGACUAUUUGGUCGACCAUCCGGAGCUUCGUCAUUCGAUCGAAACGAAGGAGGCCUUUAGACGAUACACUACCGACGUAAUUGCUACAGCAGCCUUUGGCAUAAGUGUAAAUUCUAUGAAAGAUCGAGACAAUGAAUUCUACAUAAGAGGAGUGAACAUGACUAAAUUUCCUACGGGACUACUAGGGAUGGCCAAGUUAAUGAUUUUAAUCAUGCUUCCACGGUUUGCCAAAUCAAUUGGGCUGUCUUUUAUUCCAUCGACUACGACCGAGUUUUUCAAAAAGAUCGUACAGGAAACAAUUAAAGCCCGAGAAGAACAAAAUAUUGUCAGACCGGACAUGAUCCAUUUGUUAAUGCAGUCUCGGUAUAAAGACAGUGUGCACAAAAUGUCAUUGGACGACAUAGUUUCGCAAGCUUUUAUCUUUUUCCUUGCGGGUUUUGAACCUACUGCGACCCUUAUGUGUUUCGUUGCUCACGAACUGGCGGUUAAUCAAGAUAUUCAAGAUCGUUUGCGCCUGGAAGUAGAGCAACAUCUUGCCGACGGAAACAGUGAGAUUUCUUACGAGUCGCUAUCCAAGAUGACUUACAUGGAUAUGGUAAUUUCAGAGGCUCUCAGAAAAUAUCCACCACAGCUUGUCACAGACAGACUUUGUGUAAAGAGAUACGAACUGCCUCCAUCGCAACCAGGUCGCAAGAAUGUAAUCAUCGAACCUAACAUUGCAGUGCUGUUUCCUGUUUAUAGUAUACAUCACGAUCCGAAGUAUUUUCCGAAUCCAGAUAAAUUCGAUCCCGAAAGAUUCAGCGAAGAAAACAAAGAUAACAUAUUACCCUACACUUAUCUACCAUUCGGUUUUGGGCCCAGAAAGUGUAUCGGCAAUCGGUUUGCUCUUAUGGAA